UCUUGGAAAUUAGUGGUUUUUUGGAGGGAGGGGGGUGAUCAACAGUGUAGCAAAAAAAACCUAUAUAUAGUAUCUGAAGACGUUGCUGAAAACCUGAUAACUUAAAUCUGUCUUCUUUACAAGGAGAUUUUGUUGAGGCCUUUGUGCAUUUCAAUGUCUUUCUUUUUGCUCCUGACUUUCCUCCUUCUCAUUCAGCAGUCUUUCCAGAUAUCAGAGGGUGAUACUUUUUUGAUAAACUAUGAAAAACAUAAUCUUUGUAUGCAACCUGGAAAAACCUCUGUCAUCUUGCUUAGCAAGUGCAAUCAGAAUAAUAAGAUGCAAAGGUUUAAGUGGACUUCCAGUCAGCAAAUACUGAACAUGGGACUGAAGUUAUGCUUGGGAGCAUCUGCAGACUUCAGCCAACUUGAAUUCUCCUCCUGCAAUCAGACCAGUGAGCUGCAGAAGUGGGCAUGCGUCAAUGAUACCUUUCCUGCAAUCAGAGGACAAAACCAGUUUUUGUCUUAUGGUGCUGGACUUGUCCAGUUGAAUAAUGCACCUGAUGUCAAAGCAACCUGGAAGAUUGAUGGAACCAAAGACACAUUGUGCACUAAAGGCUUUGAAGCUCAGUUUACCAUAGAAGGCAAUUCCAAUGGAGCCCCCUGUGUAUUCCCAUUCAAGUAUAAGAAUGAGUGGUAUGUUGAAUGCACAACAAUAGACAGUGAAAAUCUACAGCCUUGGUGUGGAACAACUGCUGAUGUGGAUAAAGACUCUUUAACUGGAUAUUGUCCAAUAAAAGAUGACAAUGAACACUUUUGGAUUAGAAAUCAUUGGACUGGAAACCAAUACCAGAUAAAUUCUGACUCAGCUCUUACCUGGCUCCAAGCAAGAAAAAGCUGUCAGCAACAGAAUGCAGAAUUAUUAAGCAUCACAGAACUACAUGAACAAACCUACUUGGCAGGAUUAACAACUGAUCUGAACACUGACUACUGGAUUGGGCUUAACAGUUUGGAUAUGGACAGUGGAUGGCGGUGGGCUGGCAACCAUCCUUUCAGAUAUUUAAAUUGGGCUCCAGGGAGCCCAUCACCAGAAUCAGAGAAAAUCUGUGCAACGAUGCGGUCUCAGAGUGGCAAAUGGGAGAAUAAGGAGUGCGGCCAUAAACUUGGAUACAUUUGCAAAAAGGAAAACUCUUCAUUAAACACCCCAGUCAUCUCUUCAGAUGACUUGAAGCCUGUGAAAUGUCCAGAUGGCUGGGUUCCAUACUCAGGCCACUGUUACCUCCUUCAAAGAAACCUCAAGUCGUGGAAAGGUGCACUAUCAUCUUGUCAAAAGGAAGGUGGAGAUUUAGCCAGUAUCCACAAUAUUGAAGAGCAUAGUUUUGUCAUUUCUCAGCUUGGCUACAAUCCAACAGAUAUGCUGUGGAUUGGAUUGAAUGCCCAGAAGACUGAGAGGUAUUUUGAAUGGAGUGAUGGGACUCGUGUGACAUACACCAAGUGGCAGAGUGGAGAGCCUACUUAUCUACAAGACUCCCUGGACAACUGUGUCAUCAUGAGUGGAGAAAAUGGAUAUUGGGUGGAUACUUUCUGUCAAGAGGAAUAUGGUUACAUCUGUAAAAGAAAAGCUUUGGAAAUUCUUUCUGAACCAGAAGAUGCUGACCCAGGCUGCCAGAAUGGUUGGAAAAGGCAUGGAUUCUAUUGUUACUUAAGUGGAAAAACAUUGGGGACAUUUCCAGAAGCAAAGAAAUUAUGUGAAAGAAACAAGGGUUCCCUGGUGUUCAUAGAGGACAGGUAUGAACAAGCCUACCUAACUAGUCUAGUUGGGCUACGUCCAGAAAAGUAUUUCUGGAUUGGCAUAUCAGAGAUAACGGAAGGCUGGACAUUCAACUGGACUAAUGGACACUCAGUUACAUUUAGCCACUGGAACUCAGGGAUGCCUGGACAAAAUCAUGGCUGUGUUGCUAUGAGAACUGGAACUGCAGCUGGAUUGUGGGACAUUGUGAGCUGUGAGGAGAAGGCAGCAUUCAUCUGUAAACAAUGGGCAGAAGGUGUGACAACAACUCUUGCCCCAACAACAACCACACUGCCCCCUUGCCCAGAAGGAUGGUCUGGAACCGAAACAGCAAGUUCAUGCUUCAAAAUUUUUAGAGAGAAAAAAUACAAGAGAACUUGGUUUGAAGCUCGAGAUUUUUGCAGAGAAAUUGGAGGAGACCUGGCUUCCAUCCAUAGUGACGAAGAACAAAGCAAAAUACAGGAAUUGUUUGAAGAUGAGGCCUGGAUUGGUUUAAAUGUUUUGGACUCUGAUGUGGGGAAUACUUGGAGUGAUGGAUCUCCUGUUGACUUUGAGAGAUGGCAUCCUUGGUUCUCACCCAUCACUGAUGCAGGACAACAGUGCACAACAGUUGAUAGUCGUUUUCCAUACUGGACAAUGUCAUCAUGUAGCAGUUUAUAUCAUUGGGCUUGCCAAGUGAAGAGAGGUGUGGCCUUGAAACCGGAGCCAAAUGAUACUUUUGCUUGGUCAUACAAAAUAAUUGAAGAUGGCUGGGUUAAGUAUGAAGACAAUGAGUACUAUUUUCACAACACAAGUUUGUCUAUGGGAGAAGCCCGACGAUUUUGCAAACAGCAGAGUGGAGAUCUUGCUGUCAUUACAAGUGAAAAGGAACGUAUGUUUUUGUGGAAAUAUAAUGUCUUUCAUGCAUUUAAGGAUGAUGUUUACAUUGGUUUAACUGUGGGUGUUGAUGGAAAGUUCCGGUGGCUGGAUGGAACUCUAGUGACCUAUGAAGCCUGGGCCCCCAAUGAACCAAAUAAUGCAAAUGAAGAAGAAGACUGUGUGAUGAUGUAUGAGAGAACAGGCUUAUGGAAUGAUAUAUACUGUAGUGCAGAGAACAGAUUCAUCUGUGAAAGGCACAACAGUUCUGUCCGUUCAACCAUUGCUCCCACAUCACCUGCACCUCAAGGAGGCUGUGAUGAAGGCUGGCUUUUGUUUAAUAACAAGUGCUUCCAAAUGUUUGGUUUUAAUGAAGAAGACAGAAAAAACUGGAGUGCUGCACGUACCACUUGCAAAACCCUAGGUGGAAACCUGGCAACUAUACCUAGCAAAGCUGUUCAAGCUUUCCUUACUAUGCACUUUAAAAACGUGCCAGUUGAUUCUUGGAUUGGACUGCAUGAUAUCAUUGAAGAGGGAAGGUUCCUAUGGACAGAUGGAAGUAGUGUGCGUUAUACAAACUGGGCCAACAGUUCCCCCAGCUCUUCUCGCCACGGGUUCUUCUUCCAUUCCAAUGAGGACUGUGUUGCUAUGAUAAAGGAGCCUGAGAAGUGGGCGGGAAAUUGGAAGGACAGAAAAUGUUCAAUAAACUAUGGAUAUAUCUGUCAAAAAAACACUGACCCUGUAUCUUCUCACUCUGAAACAACAAUUCCAGCAUCUGGCUAUAUACCUUAUGGAAACAGCAGCUAUUCUUUCACCAAAACUGCAACGUGGGAAGAAGCCAGAAAACAGUGUCAUUCUAAAAACUCAGAACUUACCAGCAUUCUGAAUCCCUAUAGCCAAUCAUUCCUGUGGCUCCUGGUGCUGAAAUACAGGGAACCUCUAUGGAUUGGUCUAAACAGUAACGUGACCAAUGAGUAUUAUAGAUGGGUAUCUGGCUGGAAACUGGAAUAUACUAAUUGGGCUCCUGGAGAGCCAAAAGAAAAUCUAGCCUGUGUCUACUUAGACCUUGGUGGGCUAUGGAAAACAGGAACAUGUAAUAAAAAGUACAGAGCUGUCUGUGAGCAGUAUAAUGGUAAGUAA
This is a messenger RNA of Gekko japonicus, 3759 nucleotides long. Its product is annotated as macrophage mannose receptor 1-like. Bases 154 to 3759 code for a protein of 1201 amino acids. The record is from RefSeq and is a predicted model, not a curated record. The transcript has 25 exons. Lineage: Eukaryota; Metazoa; Chordata; Lepidosauria; Squamata; Gekkonidae. Gene Ontology annotation, molecular function: signaling receptor activity.